This is a messenger RNA of Rhinopithecus roxellana (golden snub-nosed monkey), 3430 nucleotides long. Its product is annotated as KIAA0319 ortholog. The record is from RefSeq and is a predicted model, not a curated record. Lineage: Eukaryota; Metazoa; Chordata; Mammalia; Primates; Cercopithecidae. Gene Ontology annotation, biological process: neuron migration; negative regulation of dendrite development. Gene Ontology annotation, cellular component: plasma membrane; cytoplasmic vesicle. Gene Ontology annotation, molecular function: protein binding.
GGGCGGGGAUCCCCUGGGGGUGCAACCUUGCUCCACCUGUGCUGCCCUCGGCCGGCCUGACUGGCCUCGCGCAGAGCCGCGGCCCCGAUCGCUUUCACUGUCGGAGUUCUUGAGGCCAAAUCUGGCUCCUAAAAAACAUCAAAGGAAGCUUGCACCAAACGCUCUGCAGGGCCGCCUCAGAAGCCUGCCAUCACCCACUGUGUGGUGCAGAAUGGCGCCCCCCACAGGUGUGCUCUCUUCAUUGCUGCUGCUGGUGACAGUUGCAGGUUGUGCCUGUAAGCAGUGCAGCGAGGGGAGGACGUAUUCCAAUGCAGUCAUUUCACCUAACUUGGAAACCACCAGAAUCAUGCGGGUGUCUCACACCUUCCCUGUCGUAGACUGCACAGCCGCUUGCUGUGACCUGUCCAGCUGUGACCUAGCCUGGUGGUUCGAGGGCCACUGCUACCUGGUGAGCUGCCCCCGCAAAGAGAACUGUGAGCCCAAGAAGAUGGGCCCCAUCAGGUCUUAUCUCACUUUUGUGCUCAGGCCUGUUCAGAGGCCUGCACAGCUGCUGGACUAUGGGGACAUGAUGCUGAACAGGGGCUCCCCCUCAGGGAUCUGGGGGGACUCACCUGAGGAUAUCAGAAAGGACUUACCCUUUCUAGGCAAAGAUUGGGGCCUAGGGGAGAUGUCUGAGUACUCAGAUGACUACCGGGAGCUGGAGAAGGACCUCUUGCAACCCAGUGGCAAGCAGGAGCCCAGAGGGAGUGCCGAGUACACGGACUGGGGCCUACUGCCAGGCAGCGAGGGGGGCUUCAACUCCUCUGCUGGAGACAGCCCUGACGUGCCAGCGGAGACACAGCAGGACCCUGAGCUCCAUUACCUGAAUGAGUCAGCUUCAACCCCUGCCCCAAAACUCCCUGAGAGAAGUGUGUUACUUCCCUUGCCGACUACCCCAUCUUCAGGAGAGCUGUUGGGGAAAGAAAAGGCUUCUCAGCUCCAGGAACAAUCCAGCAACAGCUCUGGAAAAGAGGUUCUAAUGCCUUCCCAUAGUCUUCCUCCAGCAAGCCUGGAGCUCAGCUCAGCCACCGUGGAGAAAAGCCCAGUGCUCACAGUCACCCUGGGGAGUACAGAGCACAGCAUCCCAACACCUCCCACUAGCACAGCCCCCUCUGAGUCCACCCCAUCUGAGCUACCCAUAUCUCCUACCACUGCUCCCCGGACAGUGAAAGAACUUAUGGUAUCGGCUGGAGAUAACCUAAUUAUAACUUUACCGGACAAUGAAGUUGAACUGAAGGCCUUUGUUGUGCCAGCGCCACCUGCAGAAACAACCUACAACUAUGAAUGGAGUUUAAUAAACCACCCCAUAGACUACCAAGGUGAAAUAAAACAAGGACACAUGCAAACUCUUAAUCUCUCUCAAUUGUCCAUCGGACUUUAUGUCUUCAAAGUCACUGUUUCUAGUGAAAAUGCCUUUGGAGAAGGAUUUGUCAAUGUCACUGUUAAGCCUGCCAGAAGAGCCAACCUGCCACCUGUAGCCGUUGUUUCUCCCCAACUGCAAGAGCUCACUUUACCUUUGACAUCAGCCCUCAUUGAUGGCAGCCAAAGUACAGAUGAUACUGAAAUAGUGAGUUAUCACUGGGAAGAAAUUAACGGGCCCUUCAUAGAAGAGAAGACUUCAGUUGACUCUCCCAUCUUACGCUUGUCUAACCUUGAUCCUGGUAACUAUAGUUUCAGGUUGACUGUUAGAGACUCGGACGGAGCCACUAACUCUACAACUGCAGCCCUAAUAGUCAACAAUGCUGUGGACUACCCACCAGUUGCUAAUGCUGGACCAAAUCACACCAUAACUUUGCCCCAAAACUCCAUAACUUUGAAUGGAAACCAGAGCAGUGACGAUCACCAGAUUGUCCUCUAUGAGUGGUCCCUGGGUCCUGGGAGUGAGGGCAAACAUGUGGCCAUGGAGGGCGUGCAGACACCAUACCUUCAUUUAUCUGCAAUGCAGGAAGGAGAUUAUACAUUUCAGCUGAAGGUGACAGAUUCUUCACAGCAACAGUCCACUGCUGUGGUGACUGUGAUCGUCCAGCCUGAAAAUAACAGACCUCCAGUGGCUGUGGCCGGCCCUGAUAAAGAGCUGAUCUUCCCAGUGGAAAGUGCUACCCUGGAUGGGAGCAGCAGCAGUGAUGACCACGGCAUUGUCUUCUACCACUGGGAGCACGUCAGAGGCCCCAGUGCAGUGGAGAUGGAAAAUAUUGACAAAGCAAUAGCCACUGUGACUGGUCUUCAGGUGGGGACCUACUGCUUCCGUUUGACCGUGAAAGACCAGCAGGGACUGAGCAGCACGUCCACCCUCACUGUGGCUGUGAAGAAGGAAAAUAAUAGCCCUCCCAGAGCCAGGGCUGGUGGCAGACAUGUUCUUGUGCUUCCCAAUAAUUCCAUUACUUUGGAUGGUUCAAGGUCUACUGACGACCAAGGAAUUGUGUCCUAUCUGUGGAUCCGGGAUGGCCAGAGUCCAGCAGCUGGAGAUGUCAUUGAUGGCUCUGACCACAGUGCGGCCCUGCAGCUUACGAAUCUGGUGGAGGGGGUGUACACUUUCCACUUGCGAGUCACCGACAGUCAGGGGGCCUCGGACAUGGACACUGCCACUGUGGAAGUGCAGCCAGACCCUAGGAAGAGUGGCCUGGUGGAGCUGACCCUGCAGGUUGGUGUUGGGCAGCUGACAGAGCAGCGGAAGGACACCCUUGUGAGGCAGCUGGCUGUGUUGCUGAACGUGCUGGACUCGGACAUUAAGGUCCAGAAGAUUCGGGCCCAUUCGGAUCUCAGCACCGUGAUUGUGUUUUAUGUACAGAGCGGGCCGCCUUUCAAGGUUCUCAAAGCUGCUGAAGUGGCCCGAAAUCUGCACACGCGACUCUCAAAGGAGAAGGCUGACUUCUUGCUUUUCAAGGUCUUGAGGGUUGAUACAGCAGGUUGCCUUCUGAAAUGUUCUGGCCAUGGCCACUGUGACCCCCUCACAAAACGCUGCAUUUGCUCUCAGUUAUGGAUGGAGAACCUUAUACAGCGUUAUAUCUGGGAUGGAGAGAGCAACUGUGAGUGGAGUAUAUUCUAUGUGACAGUGUUGGGUUUUACUCUUACUGUGCUAACAGGAGGUUUCACUUGGCUUUGCAUCUGCUGCUGCAAAAGACAAAAAAGGACUAAAAUCAGGAAGAAAACAAAGUACACCAUCCUGGAUAACAUGGAUGAACAGGAAAGAAUGGAACUGAGGCCCAAAUAUGGUAUCAAGCACCGAAGCACAGAGCACAACUCCAGCCUGAUGGUAUCCGAAUCUGAGUUUGACAGCGACCAGGACACAAUCUUCAGCCGAGAAAAGAUGGAGAGAGGGAAUCCAAAGGUUUCCAUGAAUGGUUCCAUCAGAAAUGGAGCUUCCUUCAGUUAUUGCUCAAAGGACAGAUAA